AUGGUUCCACUUUCUUCAGAUUUACCUCAGCCUGACUCCCUAAAGGGCCAACCAUGUCCAAAGAAACUUGUCAUUCGCCCUGAACAUGUUACUGUCUUUCAUGAUGUUUAUUGCGACCGCAGUAUUCAUCGUGUUCGUGUAACUAUCUCACAACCCUUUGGAUCUACCUCUAGGAUACAGCAGAUGGAUGAGGAAGUGACUUUGACCUUUAAAGAAUUCCUUGACCAAGACUUCGUUUCCACGGAAGCAUACGAAGAUACAUUAAAAAAGAUGGAAGAGUUUGAUAGGCAGUGUUGCAGAACAAUCCACGAUACAGCUAUAUUUAAUCCCAAGAAUUGGGUAAGAUGGCUACAAUCGUGCUUCUUUUCAUGUAUUCCGACCUUGAGAAGGUCUGGAUCUCGUCGUUGGUCCAGCAUAUCGAGCUCGAAACCGAUCUCUCGCUCUCCAUCGAAAGAAGUUUUUGAUAUCAAUGAGGGGCACGAAACCGUUGCUGAGUGUUCAACAUCAGCAACAAACAAUGUUCUUCCUAGAGACGUUCAUGCGAUCGUAGCUGUACAGUCUUUCUACUCCACUUCUAAAGGCGUCUGUGGCUAUGGAGUACUUGUCGCAACCCGAUCGAACACUAUAAACCUCCUAGAGAAGGUGGAUAUUAACGCGUUUCGUCCACAUGAGCGCAUUAUGAAUCAGCUCCGAGGCCUUGUUGGUGAACUCGCUUACACACAGCUAUUGAAACUUGAUGAAAAGCGCAUUGAUGUUUUACAUCCCGUUUAUUGCGGCGUUUUACCAGAUGAUUUGCCAAUUGGCGUAGGCCAAGAGGUUCCGUUGGCGGAAUGUACUCCGAUACUCCAAGCCCAUCUUUAUAAUUGUCUCGAUAGCUAA
Molecule: messenger RNA, 879 nt
Organism: Bipolaris maydis ATCC 48331
Lineage: Eukaryota; Fungi; Ascomycota; Dothideomycetes; Pleosporales; Pleosporaceae
Source: RefSeq, a predicted model, not a curated record